AAAUAUCAGCCGCCCAUUGACAGUGAGAAAUUUAUGGAAACAUCGCUUCCUGUAAACCAUGCAGUUGGUGAUCUUACAACCAUGGAGCACCGCAGUCUCUGUACAGGCAAUGCCGUCAACAAAAAGACUCAUCGAUCACAAAUUGAAAUCAUCCCCUGUAAAAUUUGUGGAGAUAAAUCCUCGGGAAUCCAUUAUGGAGUCAUCACUUGUGAAGGCUGCAAGGGGUUCUUCAGAAGAAGCCAGCAGAACAGUGUUUCGUACACCUGCUCCCGACAACAGAACUGCCCGAUCGACCGCACCAGCCGCAAUCGCUGCCAGCACUGUCGGCUGCACAAGUGCCUGGAGCUCGGCAUGUCCCGAGAUGCCGUGAAAUUCGGCCGCAUGUCCAAGAAACAGAGGGACAGCCUGCACGCCGAGGUCCAGAGGCAUCGCAUGGAGCAGGAGAGGCAGCCAGGCAAGCCCGAGGCGCCAGAUUUGGCCUACUCUCCCGGUGCUUCUGUGCUGGGCCAGGCCAGGUUGGGUCAGGACCCCUUCCCCAGUGGACAGGGUCCCGGUCCGGGGGUGCCGGAGAUCGGUGGCCAGCCCUACGGCCCAGCGGAGGUGCCGCUACCUCAGCCUGGCCUGCAGCUGGUGGAAGCAAAGCCGGAGGGAGGGCCAGAGUUCCUGGCCCGGCACGGCCUCCCGCGACUGCAGGCCGGCGCGCUGAGCUCGGAGCUGGACCGUGUGAUCCAGAACGUGGUGAAGUCUCACCGGGAGACCUGCCAGUUCCUGCCCGAGCAGCUGCACGCCCUGCGCUGGAAGGUCUUCUCACAGGCGGAGGUCGAGGGCUACCAGAAGAAGUCCGCCGCGGAGAUGUGGCAGAAGUCAGCUCACGCCAUCACCGGCGCCAUCCAGUACGUGGUGGAGUUUGCCAAACGCAUUGACGGGUUCCUAGACCUCUGUCAGAACGACCAGAUCGUGCUGCUGAAAGCAGGGUCCCUGGAGGUGGUGCUGCUGAGGAUGUGUCGCGCCUUCAACCCCACCAACAACACUGUCUUCUUCGAGGGCAAGUUCGCUGGACCCGAGCUCUUCCACUCCUUGGGUUGCAAAGAUUUGAUCAGCAUGAUAUUUGAGUUUUCCCACGGGAUGUGCUCGCUGCGUCUCUCCGAGCAGGAACUUGCCCUCUUCUGUGCCACGGUGCUGAUAUCCACAGAUCGAAUGUGGCUUCAGGAGAAGUUCAAAGUGGAGCGCCUGCAGAACAGCCUGCAGCUGGCCUUCAAACACGUCCUGCUGAGAGACCACCGGGAGCCCAUCCUCGCCAAGGUAGGCAGUCGUCCCCGGCAACGGGGCUUAGCGCCACGGCACGGCCGCGUCCCCCUCCUUCCUGACUCAGUCCAGCCGGGGCUCUUCGACUCUGAGGGGCAUCCCGUUUGAGCCUGACCUCUCGUCGGA
Molecule: messenger RNA, 1431 nt
Organism: Pristis pectinata (smalltooth sawfish)
Lineage: Eukaryota; Metazoa; Chordata; Chondrichthyes; Rhinopristiformes; Pristidae
Product: nuclear receptor ROR-alpha A-like
Exons: 10
Coding region: 34-1413 (459 amino acids)
Biological process (GO): regulation of transcription by RNA polymerase II
Cellular component (GO): nucleus
Molecular function (GO): nuclear receptor activity; RNA polymerase II cis-regulatory region sequence-specific DNA binding; zinc ion binding
Source: RefSeq, a predicted model, not a curated record